AUGUCUACCGGACUGCCCUACCUGCACAAGCUGCGCAAGGCGCAGCUGUCCCAACUUGCUGAUAUUACCGACCUCCAGGACUAUGAGGACGACACCAAGCCUGAACUUGCUGCCCGACUGGAUGAGCACCUUCAAAACAACAGCUCUAUAUUCGGCGACGACGAGCGACUAGCAGACUAUUACCGUCGCUCAUCGCAAUCGCAACCGUCUAGCGGGUCGCCUUCAAAGAGGACCAGCAGGACGAGCAGAGCCAGCCGAGCCAGCAGUCUAGCCGACAAUACGCCCAUCAAAGCGGAAACCAUCAGCUCAGGCGCUGCUUCGGUCACCCGUUCGGCUCGCCGACGGCCACCAAGGACCAAGGUGGAAGCUAGUCCUUCGGAGGUGUCCGUCACUUCGCCUACACAGGCCCUUGAUGAUGUAGCUCCUCGAGACUUGGCGGCUGAGACUCCGGCGCGCCCGUAUGCGGACAUCAUCUCCGAAGACCGCGCUGAGCACACCCCUCGAGGCCCGCUCGUAGAGGUUGUCGCUCAGAGUGCACGAUUGCCACCAUCGCCUGCCGUCGUCACUGAAGCAAUUGAGCGUCAAACGACCGAAUUGCGUAAGAGCAUCGGCGAUGCCUGGGAGAAGUCCGGCGUACAGGAAGGCUCAGAUGCGCUGCGCUCAGCUCUCAGCAGCGUGAAGGCCGUCGAGGUCAUCGUCACUCUUCUCGAAGCAUUCAGCGUCAUCAACCAAGUCGUACCGUGGGGCUACGCCACUACAAUCCCUGCCAUCGAUGCCAUUUACACCCCCGCAAUCCCGAUCAAGGUUCCCGAUGUCUUCAUCCUCGUCGACGGCUUAUUCUGGGCACCCGUCUCGCUCUGGCUUCUGACUAGCGUUCUGCUGCCUCUGACGGCUGCCUAUUUCUUCAACAUUAGCCUCCAGGUAGCUCAAUCCAACAGCACCGGAAUCCAGACCCGCCGCAGCAGCAGUCUUAGCCGCUCCACCCAGACAACCUUUGACCCGCUCAGCUUCAACAUCGCCAAGGCGAUCAUCUCGUAUCUUGUUUACGCGCACGGAUUCAAUUUCUGGAACCUAUAUUCUGGUUACGCGCUUCAGACAGUCAACGCGUCCAUUCCCUUCCAGUAUGCGGGUAUCUUGACCGGCUCCGGUAUUGGCGUUGUGGGAACGCUGUAUGAAGCUAUUCUGAGGAAGUAA
This is a messenger RNA of Aspergillus mulundensis, 1194 nucleotides long. RefSeq lists its product as uncharacterized. The transcript has 3 exons. The coding region runs from base 1 to 1194 and encodes 397 amino acids. Gene Ontology annotation, cellular component: membrane. The record is from RefSeq and is a predicted model, not a curated record. NCBI's taxonomy places the organism in Eukaryota, Fungi, Ascomycota, Eurotiomycetes, Eurotiales, Aspergillaceae.